AGCAUCUUGUCAUUAUGUCCAGGAUCUCUGAUAAUAUUGCUAGCCAGACAGUUAUUUGUUAAUUUUUUCGCGAAGUCAUUGGUCGAUAUUUGUACAAAAUAUUCAUUUUCUAUCGCUUGAUGUUGUUAUGGUAGUUGCUUUUUAAGUGAACGUUUUACAUUUCAAAUCGUAGACCGAGGAAUGAGUGAUAUUAAUUUAAGGAAUAACAUGUCGCUAACAUUAGCUAGCUAGCCAAAGUAGCUAACGUUAGCUACUGUUAUUAUCUAGCUCUUUGUUUUGACUGUGAUGGUCUGAUGAUGUUGAAUAGCUUGGAAAGCUGCUGGGGCUCGAUAUAGUAUUCGUAUGAACAGACAUAUUAUAUUUUAAUGGGUUGUUAAACAGUAGUUAAUGUGUAAUACCGUUACUUCUGUAACGAGUGGAGGAUACAUGUGGUUGUAAACUAACAAUAGUAAGUUUACAAGCUAGCUUCUAUAGCUAGCUAAACAACGAGGGGCUGAGAAGAGGACAUGGGCAAUUGUCUCAAAUCGCCGACGUCGGACGAUAUAUCUUUGCUUCACGAGUCUGACAGAGGAAGUUAUGGGGACGCAGACGCGGAUUUGGAGCCACCUCCGCCUUACCAGGAGCAGGCGCACAUGCCGGUGUACCACCCCACCCCCAGCCAGGCCCGCCUGGCCACCCAGCUGACUGAGGAGGAGCAGGUCCGUAUCGCCCAGCGUAUCGGCCUCAUCCAGCAUCUUCCCCGGGGCGUCUAUGACGGAGGCCGGGACGGCUCCGAGAAAAAAAUCAGAGAGUGUGUGAUAUGUAUGAUGGACUUUGUGUACGGGGACCCCAUCCGGUUCCUGCCCUGUAUGCACAUUUACCACAUGGACUGUAUAGAUGACUGGCUGAUGAGGUCCUUCACCUGCCCCUCCUGCAUGGAGCCUGUGGAUGCUGCCCUGCUUUCCACCUACGAGACCAACUGACCCCUAAGACAACCCUACCCCAUUAUGAUGAGCUCCGCAAAGCUGCACCCAUAUACACACACACACACACACACUACAACCAUCACAGACUUCUUACAGCGCCACCUCCACCAGCCCCAACAAAUACAUACACACGCUGCCCUCCUCCGCUUUUAACUUUGGGAUAACGAGUAGCAUGGUGUCUUGGUCGGUGAUGACAUAGAGAGAGAGAGACUAUGCGAACACUAGUGAUUAACAAUGAAAAGACUUUGACCCAUCCGCCCAUCACCUGGAACUGGCUCUGAACUGAACAGGCUGAGUCAUGGAGGACAUAGGAGGACAAGCAUGAAAAUAUGUUUGUGUGUCUGUGGUGGACUGGGUUCCUGAGCCAGCUGUUGAAUACAGUAGGCCUGGAUUGGUGAUGUUAUGGUGGGAAGGAGGAGGAGGGGGCUGUUACCGUAGUGAUGGCUCACUGCAGUUCCACUUGAGCAGGUCUCGGUGGUAUCCCAUCCCAGCAUUUUGUUCACCAUGAUUAGUAGCUGAAAAUGGGAUUGGAUAAUUCUCUGUCGUCUGAAUUUGGCCACCAGGAGGUAUCCUAUCAGAUUCCUCUAAAAGCCACAGCUGGCAACACCAUGACAUGACUCAUCUGUCUUCUAAAGUCUCCAAAUCCUGCACUCUGAAUAUGGCUUAGUAAGGGUAAAAAAGCCCCAGGAAAGCCGGCAUGGUGGCGUAAUAAUCGGUAUCUCUCUAUGGACUGAAGCUUACCCUGUUUUAGUGUUACAGUUGCAAAGUAAAAUAAGUUACAGAGCAUAGUAUUCUUUAGGCUUACAACAAAGUAACUAUAAUAUGCACAUACACAGUGCAGAAAUCACCCAAAGUCCAUCCUUUAUUAGACUAUGUACUACAUGCAUUGGCUUUUGUUUUGCCAUUCAGAUUUACCAUUCGAAAUAGCUCCACUGCCAUUCCGAAUGGCCUAAAGAAGUGUAUGAGCUGUAUGUCAGUCACCCUGUGUAAGGUUCAUAUGUUUUACUUUUAGAGGAUUAACAUAGCUGUCAGCCAAUGUAAAGGGCUCGUUUGUGCAUGUGGUGGAGGAUCAGUCUAGAAGUUAGGAAUGCUUGCACACACAUUAAAUCUGAUCCCGAGAUUUGCACUUUACUUAUAGGACAUUAACGGAAGCAUUAUGUUAAUAUAUAUCUAUAUCUAUAACCUUGCACUUUUCAAUAUUAUUUAUUAUUUUUGCAGCACAGAAGUUAGGAUUGAUAUUGAUAAUGGUAUCAAUGCUACCAUUGGUCACUUAUCACAUUAAAGAAAAGCUCAAUAGCUGAAUAUAUAUUCAUGAAUUGUGUGAUUCAGUAGAGUGAGUCUCUGCUUUGUUUUGCUUGUCUUGAUCCUAGCGUGUGUUUUUGUGUGAAAGUGACUGGGAGGAAGGGAGACAUUAAGAAUAGUGGAAUUUCUUCCCUUAAGUACUUAGCUUACUUAUCUGUAUUUUCAGUCUUCUCCCACAGUCAAUACAUCAUUGUGCAAAAAUACGUUCUGGCUGUUUUUACAUACACUAUGAUUUCCUUUUUUGUUUGUCGCUUUAUAUAUAUAUAUAUAUGUUUGUAACUGCUGCUGUGGUGAAUUAUUUCCGUUAAAUGUUUAGUUUAUAUUAUAAUUGAUACCCUUUUCUGUAUUUAUGUUUGCACUGGUGGAAAAAGUACCCAAAUUCAUACUUGAGUAAAAAUAAAGAUACCUUAAUAGAAAAUGACUCAAGUAAAAGUCACCCAGUAAAAUACUACUUGAGUAAAAGUUCAAGAGUAUUUGG
Molecule: messenger RNA, 2745 nt
Organism: Oncorhynchus gorbuscha (pink salmon)
Lineage: Eukaryota; Metazoa; Chordata; Actinopteri; Salmoniformes; Salmonidae
Product: RING finger protein 11-like
Exons: 3
Coding region: 507-962 (151 amino acids)
Source: RefSeq, a predicted model, not a curated record